AUGGCAGAACGAUCAAUCCCGGCUCACGUCCGGCGUGUAAAGGCAGAAAGCGCUGAGCGUGCUGCAUCCACCAAAGCUGGCAAACCCACUGUCUCCUCCAUCACCGACGAUCUUGGUCAUUUGACCCUCUCGAUGAAUCCUUCCCAGCCCCCUUCAUUCUCAUCUUCAACGAACAAUGAUUUGGAGCGCCCAGGACCGUGCAACCCUCCUGCAGUUUCUGUCUCUGCCCUGUCAAAUAACCUCCAGCAGUUGAAGUUGUCAGAUGGCACGCCAGUCCCGCCAAUGACAACAACUAUGGAGAAUGUCAGCGGAGGGGUAGAUGUUGUCAUUGAACGAAAGAAGGCAAUUGCAACACAGAUAGAUGACUUGACUGCCCAGUUCGGCAGCCACCAGGAUACGCUGCAUGGGCCCAUUGAGAUCAAUACCGAGUUGUCAUGGGGGUCAGCAGGAGUAGUUGUGAUUUAA
Suillus bovinus is the source of this 465-nucleotide messenger RNA. RefSeq lists its product as uncharacterized. Bases 1 to 465 code for a protein of 154 amino acids. Lineage: Eukaryota; Fungi; Basidiomycota; Agaricomycetes; Boletales; Suillaceae. The record is from RefSeq and is a predicted model, not a curated record. The transcript is spliced from 3 exons.